GUGGGUGUAGCAACAAGCGCGAGGUACACUACCUGUAGGGUUUCCAAGGACACUAGAAGUGAUAAUCUAAUGGGUCUGUUGUUUGCAUUGUUGCUGCUUCCUGUUGUUUCCGCUCAUCCUCAGUGUCUCAACUUCUUUCCGCCGUUUGUUCCUCAACAGGCUCUCUCUUACUGUCAUUCUCACUCUUCACUUGGUUGCUGCUCUGCAGCAGAUGAUCAGCAGGUGGCUGAUGACGUCACACAAUGGUUGGUGGGCAUCACACUUUCUGAUGAUGCAGCAAAAACGUGCAGCUCUCACGUGAAAGAGCUUGUGUGCUCUCAGUGUUCUCAGUGGUCUCAACAUUUGUACGAUCGUAUGGAAUUGAAUGUUUCAAGAUCUUCGAUUCUUCAUCGAUUCCCGGCCAUGUGCCCUCUCUUCUGUCAACAAUUAUUCACCAAUUGUUCUCUAUAUCUUCAUCAACUGUUGCAACAUGAUUUCCCUCAAAACAUCACAGAUUUUUGUGAUAACAUUCAGAGAGCCAGCGAUGAAUCAUAUUGCUAUCCUUUCACAUAUGAUGCAUCUCGACAGUCGAUUUCUGCUGAUGUCAAUGAAUCGUGUGUGUGUCUAAAACCUGUUGUCAGUGACUUGAGAAAUCCAUUAGCUGCCGUGUAUCCAGGAGAUGGAACGAACCGACUGUUCAUAGUUGAGCAAAUUGGAGUCAUUCGUAUUAUCAAGGAUCAACAGCUGCUAAUGCAACCAUUCUUGGACAUCACAAGAAAUGUUGUUAGUCUUUUCUAUCGUGCAGACGAACGUGGCCUAUUGGGAAUGGCAUUUCAUCCACAAUACAAGACAAAUGGACGGUUUUUUGUAUAUUACUCUAUCUAUUUUGCCUCAGAGCGAGGUUUCUUUGGACGUCAUAUCAGUCGUGUGUCAGAGUUCUGUGUGUCGAAAAACGAUACGAACGUCGCCGAUAAAAUGAGUGAACGAGUGGUGAUGCAGAUAGAGCAGCCGAGAUUCAAUCACAAUGGAGGACAGCUGCUGUUUGGAGACGAUGGAUUUCUGUACAUUUUUCUAGGAGAUGGAGGAGCAGCAGGCGACCCGUUUGGAAGCAUUGGAAAUGGACAAAACAGGAGCACGUUGCUUGGAUCAGUCUUGCGUAUUGAUGUUGAUGAGUAUAACAGCACACACGGAUAUUCGGUGCCUUCGUGUAAUCCUUUUGUUGGGAUUUUGAAUGUGAGGCCGGAGAUCUAUAGUUAUGGAGUUAGGAAUCCGUGGAGAUGCUCGUUUGAUCGAGGAGAUUCAACAAAUGGUUCAGGUCGAGGCCGACUUUUUUGUGGUGACGUCGGUCAAAACAAGUUUGAAGAGAUUGACAUCAUAGAAAAAGGACGCAACUAUGGCUGGAGAGGCAAAGAAGGCUUUGAGUGUUACCAAGCAGAUCAAUGCCACAACAUGGAAAAGGAGGAGUUGCCCAUAUUUGCUUAUAAUCAUUCAGUUGGCAAGUCUGUGACGGGUGGCUACGUUUAUCGAGGAUGCCAGUUUCCGUUGCUUCACGAGAAGUAUAUCUUCGGAGACUAUGAGUCAGGACGUCUGUUUGCAUUGAGCGAGAAUCGUAUGAGUGGAAAGUGGGAGAAUGAGGAGUUGUGUGUGGGUGAUGAGUCGAUAUGUCAUGGUGAAGGAGUGUUGGGGAGAGAGUCGGUUGUGCGAGGGAUUCUCUCGUUUGGAGAAGACGAAGAUGGAGAGAUGUAUAUGUUGGCAGUUCAUCAAGCCUUUCCUACAUUGCCAUUAGGAACAGUUUAUCAAAUUAUAGAUCCAUACAGGUGUGUGUCCAUUCAUAUCACAAUCAACAGAUCAAAGCAACAGAAAGACGGUUCCUCAACAAUAACCGGCUACAUCAACGGCGUCUUCUCGGGCCAUCCCACAACACAACCAAAACAGGAACUUCAACUACUUGAAACAGCAGACAGAAUCUCAUGCCAAUGUCGACGUCUCAUCCCUACCCGACAUUACCUCAUAAUGGGCCAUUACAACACAAACAAUCAACCCAUAAUCAACACAGACAGCCUUGUGAGCACAUGGAAACCUGUGUGGAUACAGAAACUCAAGAAAGCAGCUAACAGACGAUGCGAACACGCAAUCACAUGA
Corticium candelabrum is the source of this 2121-nucleotide messenger RNA. Its product is annotated as HHIP-like protein 1. The transcript has 7 exons. Lineage: Eukaryota; Metazoa; Porifera; Homoscleromorpha; Homosclerophorida; Plakinidae. The record is from RefSeq and is a predicted model, not a curated record. Bases 70 to 2121 code for a protein of 683 amino acids.